Labrus mixtus (cuckoo wrasse) is the source of this 3375-nucleotide messenger RNA. RefSeq names its product nerve growth factor b (beta polypeptide) (gene ngfb). Gene Ontology annotation, biological process: memory; neuron projection morphogenesis; nerve growth factor signaling pathway. Gene Ontology annotation, molecular function: nerve growth factor receptor binding; growth factor activity. The coding region runs from base 344 to 949 and encodes 201 amino acids. The transcript is spliced from 3 exons. Lineage: Eukaryota; Metazoa; Chordata; Actinopteri; Labriformes; Labridae. The record is from RefSeq and is a predicted model, not a curated record.
UCUCUUACUUUCUGAACAGUUUUCAAACAAGUGCAAGACUCAGAAAGGACUGUUUGGAAUAAUUUACAAAGAAUUUGUUUUCUUCCUACCUGGCAUCUUGUGGAAUUGGACACAAAGUGGAAUAUUUAUCACUGAUCCUCGGGAGUCUUACGUCAGUGGAGAAAAGAGAGCUUGUGUAGAGCAGGAUACGCAGCGGAGGCAGAGCAGGGCAGAGGGGUGCUGGAUGGGGGCCACAGCCGGGCCUGAUGGCAGGAGCCCAGACCUCAGAGAGCUCUAAUCACGUCCUCUAGAAGGAGCCGAGGUGCUACAGUUCACGUGGAGACACUGAAAAGGUUGUGUGCCCAUGAGGUCGUCCAUGCUGGUCCUGCUCCUCCUCUUCAGUGUCCGGGCUGUGGCCGCCAACGGAGGAGACUCUUGUGCCGCCACGACGACCCAGCAGCAGGACUCAGGCAAGGACCCAGAUUCCAUCCCCACAGUGGACCCCAAACUCCUCACAAAGCGGCGCUUCCUCUCGCCCCGGGUGCUCUUCAGCGCUCAGCCUCCCGAUGCAGACCCGGCGGGGUCGCAGGGUCCCGGUAGGAGGGCCCGCAGGCGAGCAGGGCAACCUCAGCACCGAGGAGUGUACUCCGUGUGUGAGAGCAUCAGCGUGUGGGUGGGCAACAAAACCAACGCAACGGACAUUUCAGGCAACGAGGUGACAGUGCUGCCGGAUGUGAAUAUCAACAAUGUCAACAAGAAGCAGUACUUCUUUGAGACGACGUGUCACAGUGCGCGCUCUGGCAGCUCUGGGUGUUUGGGAAUCGACGCCCGCCACUGGAACUCCUACUGCACCAACUCACACACGUUUGUGCGAGCGCUGACCUCCUUUAAGAAGCUGGUGGCCUGGAGGCUCAUACGCAUCAACGUGGCCUGCGUGUGUGUGCUGAGCCGCAAGUCGUGGCGGCAGUGAAGACUUUUACUCCACAUCACACAAUCAGUACAAACACAGACACACUCACCACCCUAUGCACAAAGUAAAUUAUUGGUAUAUGAAAAGGUAUCAGGACUGCAUGUAUAAACACCAGGCCUGGGUCAAAUGGUAUCUGCAGCUCGUAGCUAUGUGGGAGUACAAAACACUGAGGGCUUGUUGCUGCAUCGCCUAUCUGUCUGUUAGCAGCUGUUUAUAACAGGAAGUCCAACAGUCUUUUAUUAUCUCAUCUUUCAAUCCUCUAAUAACAAGUUCACCUUAAAGGGGAACUCCAUCACUCUUACACUUAUGUUUACAUGUCCUGGGGAGUGUUUCUGAGCUCUAGGGGGAGCUGCACAUAUUCAUCAACCGCCUGAAAUGAUGCCACUUGAGUCAGUUAAAGUUAAAGAUUACAAGUUCAAAAAGACCAAAUCAUCAGACUCUUAAGUCAAAAUCAAAGUGAGGUUAGCAAACCCUCUGUAGCCAGACUCUCAUCUGUGUUGAAGCUGAGCAGCUCAGACUAAAUGAUUUGCUACACUUGAUUCUUUGACUGGACUGUUGUUGCAUUGUGGGUAAUGUAGGCGCCUUUUAACAAGGGAAUAGACAGUGGGGAAAGACAUCCCUGAUACUGCUGUAUCAAUUUUGACAAAGAUUAUGGUAGUAAAAAGCCCAAGAGAGUACUUUGUUUCUGUUCAGAAUUCUCUAAAAAGCAAAGUUAUGAAAAAACAGCUCUUCACUCAGAGUAAAAAAAGAAGAAACAUGGAUCAGAGAUCAUUCUAUCACAGCAAGAGGAAGAGGAGUAUCUCUUAAUGAUUUGGUAUGUUUGAUCAAAUCUAUGUUUAGAGCGAGGGACAAGGUUUUAACCUAUACAUCUGAAUAGUUGUUCAUCUUUUAAAGGGACACACAUCUUAUUUUGCUCUGCAAACUCUAAUCACAACUACCAUUUUCCAUUUUCAUAUUCAUCAUGAAUAUGAAUUUAUUUUAUUUUUUUCAUUAUUAUUUAUUAUUACUUAACAUUUAGGUUCUAUAAAUAUGAAUAAAAUAUUUUUUGUUAACUGCAUGAAAGAAUAAUUCUGAGUUUAGUAAAGCCUUGAGAGGGCACACAAUGAUACAAAGUGAUUCAAACUAAAUAUAGGAGAAGGCUCACUUUAUUAAUCCCUGAGGGGAAAUUCAGUUAUUUCACUCUGAAUAUUGCUUCACACAUAAAUAGACCUAAAACACACACACACACACACACACACACACACACACACACACACACACACACACACACACACAUGCAGAAACAGGACCCUAUGGAGAGAUGUCAGAGGGAUGGUGCAGCACACAGACGAGUGCCCCGAGUGCCUUGCUCAGGGGCACCCUAGCCGUAGCUGGGAACUGUUCAACCUCAGACUCUUCAGCAGCAGUUCAUAUUUACUUUGGAUAAAUCAAAGGUAGCUUAAAACUUCUUGUUUUAUCCUCUCAAAAAUAAGAAACAUUUGAAAUAAAAUGAUAGUUAUAGCCGAUCAAAUUCACCAUUAGGCCUACAUGUUGCUUUAGUUGACAAAUAAAUCAUACAAACAACAACUAUUUAACAUGCUCCAUGCUCUUUUGAAUUUAAGGGCAUUUUUCUAGUAUUACAACAUCUUUUGAUGCAUAAUUAAUCGCAAAAGGAUUCAAAAAAUGUUUUGACCAUUAAGUGCCUCCGUAGAUUUGUAUUAUCUUCAAAUUAAUAUCACUUCAAUCAGUCAUUUCUUAUUUUUAUAGCACAAAUUCACAACAAAUAGACUACACUUUACAUAAAGAUCAGGUUCUGUGUUUUAUUCUAAACUCUUAGUCAUCUUUCAGCCUUGAUUCAGACCCAGGUUCAGCUGAAUCACAAAUGAACUGCAGCUUUAACAAAGAGUAUGAUGAAACGACUCGCAAGGCCACAUUUGAUUCAGACUCUGAAAGUUGUUUGUGAAUAGAGAUAACUUUCUUUCUGACUUAACCUUAAGCAUUUCUUAUCAUCUAUACUCAAGUUUCACAUAACUUUUGAUCUAGAGGUUUAGCCUCGGGAGAAAAAAUAUAAAUCAAAACUUGGAUAAUAGCUCGUAGUGACACGCAGGUGACUCCUACAGGACUCAGGAAGUGGAUUUGUGCUGAUCCUCAGGUGCAGCUUCUGACACUCAUCGAAGCGGAUUCAAAUCUACAUGACAGCACAAGUUUAACCCGUCUCAAACCUUGAACCGCUGCUAAGCUACCGACAAAGCAACAACUCUUGAGAGCGCCAGCAUCAUGACACAAUCCUCUUAAUUAUAGUGCUUUUCGUGCCUCCAUUAUAUUUUCCUUUAGCACGGCCCUCUCAGUAGACUGAAAUACAGUUUGACUCAGGUCUGAUAUAAGCAAACGUUUUGUUAAAAUGUCGUCAAUGAUCUUGUUAUUUAUUAAACACUUACAUACAUGGA